Striga hermonthica is the source of this 1548-nucleotide messenger RNA. The record is from the annotation of a GenBank genome assembly. Lineage: Eukaryota; Viridiplantae; Streptophyta; Magnoliopsida; Lamiales; Orobanchaceae.
UACUUCGGCUGCCUUCCUUCGCGUGCGCCGACUCGCGUUGCCUAUUCCUUGGCGCGCGAGGCAUCGCGCGCCUCGUCCGUCUCGCACGCGCUGGCCACCGCCCCCGCUACUCCUAGUCCUGCGCGGUCUGGGUUAUCCGUCUCGUACGCGCGCACCCUCGCGCGCUCCCCGCGCUCGCCGCCUAUCUCGCGCGCAUGUACCUCCCGCAUGCCUAAGCCCCCGAGGCUUAGGUCCCUGCCCGCGUCCGGACUCCACUCGCGCACCCUUGUGCGCGCCUCGCUUUCGCCGUCCAUCUCGCGCGCGUCCCGGCUACAGCCCGCGCCCCAAUCACCUACGGCGCAUCCUACCGCGUCCGCUUCUUCGCGCGUCGCACCCAUCGCCCGCGAGCUCCGAUCAUCUCCCGCGCAACCCCGUGCACCCGCGGCAUGGCCCGUACCGCUCACUCCCGCAGACCGCUCACUCGCGCGCCUAUGGCGCCCAGCGCUUUUAUCGCCGAACGCCAGCACGUCCCAAUCGACCUCCGUGACUUGCCCGCUUAUCGUGCACCUCCGCACAUCGUCCUGCUCUGUCCAACUGCGCGCAUCAUGGGCCGAUGCGUGCCCUUCGCCCAUUAGCCGGUCGCCGUCGCCCUUCUCGUCGGCGAUCGUCACCGUUGGUUCGGGCCAUGGAUCCCAACCCUUUAACCUCUCACAACCGUCCACCGGUAUCCACCAUCCUUUGUCAACCCAUCGCAAACCAUGCCUUCUAGCCUCCUUCUUUCGUGCUCGUUUCUUCCGUGUGCAAGGUUUACACCAACAGGGACGGGCGGACUUUCGAGUCCCGGAGCCGCGACGUGUGCCGGCGACCGUGGGCGCACCUAGUGCGAACGCGAGGCUGCCGGGCGCCUUUAGGCCACCAGCAACCGAGGUGAAGAGGUUUACGGAGGAGGAGAUGGCACGGAGACGUGAGAAGGGGUUGUGUUUUCGGUGCGAGGAAAAGUACACACCGGGACAUCGAUGCAAGCAGAAUUACUUGAUCGAGUUUGUGGACUCGGAUGACGAGGAGCCGGUGAUCGAGGAAGAACGAGAAGUGGAGGUCGAGGUGCACGAUGAUGAGGCCGAGAUCUCUGUACAUGCCAUGGCGGGCACCAAGGGGCCGAGGACGAUGCGUUUGCCAGCGUGGGUGAAGGAUCAGCGAGUGACUGUGCUCGUGGACAAUGGGUCGUCGCAAAACUUCAUUAAUGCAACGCUAUCUCACAAGCUUAAACUACCCACGUCCAUGGUCGAGCCAUUCGAAGUGCGGGUGGCUAAUGGAGAGAGACUGCGGUGCUCGAAGGUGUACCAAGGCGUGCCAAUCAAAUUUCAAGGAGUAACGGUAAAGGCGGACCUGUUUGCCUUACCAUUGGUAGGACCUGAUGUGGUGCUUGGUGUGCAAUGGCUCGAAGGGCUCGGUGACGUAACGACCAACUAUCGGAAGGGCGUGAUGAAGUUCGAGACCGAUGAUAGGUUGGUUACCUUGAAAGCGAGAGAGGGAUCGACCAAGGAGGUUGGUCUAAAAAACAUCGAGAAG